This is a messenger RNA of Mirounga angustirostris (Northern elephant seal), 7399 nucleotides long. It is a transcript of the gene RNF115, whose product is annotated as ring finger protein 115. Gene Ontology annotation, molecular function: ubiquitin protein ligase activity. Gene Ontology annotation, cellular component: cytoplasm. The transcript has 9 exons. NCBI's taxonomy places the organism in Eukaryota, Metazoa, Chordata, Mammalia, Carnivora, Phocidae. Gene Ontology annotation, biological process: protein ubiquitination. The record is from RefSeq and is a predicted model, not a curated record. Bases 31 to 948 code for a protein of 305 amino acids.
CCUCUCGGACAGCCGCGGCGGAAGAGAAAGAUGGCGGAGGCCUCGGCGGCCGGGGCGGGCGCAGGCGCCGCUGUCGCCGCGCACCGGUUUUUCUGCCACUUUUGCAAGGGCGAGGUCAGCCCCAAACUACCGGAAUAUAUUUGUCCCAGAUGUGAAUCAGGCUUUAUUGAAGAAGUGACAGAUGAUUCCAGUUUUUUAGGUAGUGGUGGCAGCCGGAUAGACAAUAGCACAUCAACACAUUUUGCAGAGCUCUGGGAGCAUUUGGACCACACGAUGUUUUUCCCAGAUUUUAGACCAUUUCUAAGUAGCAAUCCACUGGACCAAGAUAAUAGAGCCAAUGAGAGGGGUCACCAAACUCACACUGACUUCUGGGGACCAAGUCGUCCUCCACGGCUGCCAAUGACUCGAAGAUACAGAUCACGAGGAAGUACUCGUCCUGAUAGAUCCCCAGCUAUUGAAGGAAUAAUACAACAGAUCUUUACAGGAUUCUUUGCAAAUUCUGCAGUUCCUGGAUCCUCACAUCCUUUUUCCUGGAGCGGGAUGCUGCACUCCAACCCUGGGGACUAUGCCUGGGGUCAGACAGGGCUUGAUGCCAUUGUAACCCAGCUUUUAGGACAACUGGAAAACACAGGGCCUCCCCCAGCUGACAAGGAAAAGAUCACAUCUCUUCCAACAGUGACAGUAACUCAGGAACAAGUUGAUAUGGGUUUAGAGUGUCCAGUGUGCAAAGAAGAUUACACAGUUGAUGAGGAAGUCCGGCAGUUACCCUGCAACCACUUCUUCCACAGCAGUUGUAUUGUACCGUGGUUAGAACUGCAUGACACGUGUCCUGUAUGUAGGAAGAGCUUAAAUGGUGAGGACUCUACUCGGCAAACCCAGAGCUCUGAAGCCUCUGCAAGCAACAGAUACAGCAGUGACAGCCAAUUACAUGACCGAUGGACUUUCUGAAGCUAAAGCCUGCAUCUGAGCCAGGGCUGUGGUAGUCUUCUUAUCACAGCUGUCAAUUGUAUCAAAACAAAAAAAUAGUAGGUGGAUUUAGGAAUUGCAUAAGAAACCCCAACCCAUAAUAUUAAUGCAGUGAGUGUUUUUCUUCUCCAAAUUUAAAGUUAGUAUCUGCAGAUGGAAUUGUAUCUACAACCAAAUGCCUCUUAUUCCUGAAUUCAGAGUGAUACUUUUAUAAGUGUGAAACUUGAUUAUGUGGGUUUCCCCUGCCAGAAUAGAAUCAUUUUACCUUAAAGUCUAGCUAGGGUCCCACUAUCUGUCAUGUUCUCUUGUAGUGGAUGUUUCCACCUCCUUCUCUAACUUCCACCCUACCAUUAGUGUAUUUAAUUAUAGUAGAUGCAGUGGAACCACAGUCCUAAAGUCCUGCUGAUAUAAAGUCUUUCUGUUUUAAUUGUACAAAAGCAUCUACUCUUGGCCACAUAAGCCACAAAGCAAGAUCAGAUUAACUCAGGAAUCUGAGACUAAUGAUUUUGUUUUGUUUUGAAUCCUCAGAAAAUCAAAGAAAAAUUACAGUGGGGAGGAGCAAGUGGCCGAUCAUUGUACUCUUUGAUUUUCUCAUUUUAAUUUUUAAAGACUACUUCACAAGGUGCAGUUUCUGCAGAAGCCAACAUGACAUAUCUUAGGAAUCUUACGUUGUUGGGAAUCUGAUUCUGGUUCCCUUUUGGAAAUGAGUUGGGCAGCAUACAGGCACAGAAGGACAGGUAUUUGAAAUCUUUGGUUCUGAGGUUUCUUUAAUGACCCCCAACUCAUUGUUUACUGCCUUUUGUCAUAGGGACCUUAAAAUAAUUUCCCUCAGAAAUAGAAUUACUUUAUUACUGCUUCUACAGCCAAUUCACUGUUUUUAGUAAUUCAUUGGUCUUCAGGAAUUGAGAUUUCACAUUGUCUCAUUUUAAUUUUUUAAGCCCUUUUAUCAUCUCUGAAAUCUUUCUGUUCUGCUUGGUUCUGGUUGUACUUGGUAUCAAACUGAUUGUUGUGAUCAUGCCCGAAACAGCUUGGCCUUGGAGAGGUGGGCCUUCUAUUUUCAGCCUAACAGUGUCUCAUUGCACAUGCACAUGCUCUUUGAAGCAUUUAAGUGUUUAAAGUUGAAUAAAUGAAGAAGAUCAAGAAUGUUGUUGGAACUUUAGAGUCUCAAAAGGAAAUGAUGGGGGCAUGUAACCACUGUUAGCGCACCAUAGAGGGUGAUGGGGCUCCAUUUGUCUGGUCACAUCAGCCCUUCAUAGUUUGGAAUGAUUCGAACAAGAAGGCCACUCUUUAUGAGUGUCUUUCUUGGCUAGGAGUCUUUCCUCAAUUUUUGUUGACUAUCAUACACUGGUUUUGGGGGCGAGGGAAAGGGGUUAGAGAUAUCUUUGUACUUUGGCAGAGGAUAAAGAAGUAGGGGAGGGAAGAGAGACAGUGGGAGAGUGGCUUGCUGAAUUAACAGCCUGCCUCUAAAAUUGUGACCAAAAGGUAUGAUUCAUGUUAGACCCAGAGGAAAUAAAAGAUGUUUUCUCCUCUGCCUCUCAUGUUAUACCUCUACAGAGAUCAUUUCUUUGGAGAAUGUGAGCUAUUUACUAUGGGUAUCGAUGUGUAGCCUGCUACACAUUGGUUUUGAGGGUGGGGGGCACUGGGGUCAAGAAGCUUAGGUGGGGGGGAGGGGUGAGAGGUAUAUUCUGAAUAUUUAAUUGCCACUGCAUAGAUGGAGAAAGGCCAUGCUGAAGUUGGAACACAUUGUAGUUUUCAAGUAGAACAGUGUCCACUGUCUCAGAAAAAUUAUGACAGCCAGAAAUUACUUUUAUAACUUCAUUCCUUUCAUUCUGGAGAUGCCAGACAAGCAGUUGUGUUUUUACUACAAAUAGAAAGCUAGAGAACCAGAAAGGAUCUGAGUAGCUCACAAAGGGUCAGAAAGAAAGUACUGGAUAGGGAGUUACCUUUUCAAAACACAGAAUAGCAAAUAGUGUCAGUCUCAGUUAUCUGAAAAUUUCUUCACUUUUUUUGCUCUGAUAGAGGACAUGAGGCUCCUUUUGCUGUUUCCUGUACCUUUUCCACUUAAUGAUUCUGUAGUGUCUUUCUCAGAGGUAUCUUGGAAUUGCAGGUUAAUUUAGGUUAAGGAGUGUACUAGGGUUCUCCCGAGAAGCAGAAUCAAUAAGGCAAUAAGGUAUGUGUGUGUUUGUGUCUGUGUGUGUGUGUCUGUGUGUCUGUGUGUCUGUGUGUGUCUGUGUAAAGAGAUUUAUUAUAAGGAAUUAGCUUGUGUGAUUAUGGAGGCUAAGAAGUUUCAAGAUCUCCAGUCAGCCAGUCAGUUCUAGUCUGAUUCCAAAGGCCUGAGCACCAGGAGAGCCAGUGGUAUAAAUUCCAAUGCAAAAGCUGGUGGAAGUUUUGAGACCCAAGAAAAGCCAGUUUUUGUUUUUGUUUUUGUUUUUAACAUUUUAUUUGAGAGAGAGCCAGAGAGCACGAGAGAGUGGGAGAAGCAGACUCCCUGCUGAGCAGGGAGCCUGGUGCAGGGCUUGAUCCCAGGACCCUCAGAUCAUGACCUGAGCCAGAGGCAGAUACUUAACUGACGAGCUACCCAGGCGCCCUGAAAAGCCAGUGUUUUAGUUUGAGUCCAAAGGCAGGAAAAGACUGAUGUCCUAACUCAAACAGGCAAGAGGAGUUCUCCCUUGCUAGCUGGAGUGUCAGACAUUUUGUUCUAGUUGGGCCUUUAACUGAUUGGAGGAGGCCCACUGACAUUGAGGAGAGCAAUCUGCUCUAAUUAGUCUACCUAUUCAAAUGUUAAUCUUAUCAGACAUACCCUCACAGACACACCCAGAAUAAUCUGUGACCAAAUAUUUAGUUACUCCUUGGCUCAGCCAAGUUGACAUAAAAUUAACCAUCACAGGAGGGAAAAUAGAAAUGCACACAGGGAGACAAACCAUAAGAGACUCUAGAUCUUAGGAAACAAACUGAGGGUUGCUGGAGGGGAGGGGGAGUGAGGGGUUGGGAUAACUGGGGAUGGGGUAACUGGGUGAUGGACAUUGGGGAGGGUAUGUGUUGUAAUGAGCAUUGGGUAUUAUAUAAGACUAAUGAAUCACAGACCUGUACCCCUGAAAUAAAUAAUACAUUAUGUUAAUUAAUUGAAUUUAAAUUAAAAAGAAAUGCAUACAGCAGAGUGAUACCCAUCCCACUUAAGUUUUGCCAGAUAAACAGUGUGUCUCUAUGAGAAAUGUCUGCUUUGCUUGGAGACCUCAGUAAUAGGGUUAAAAAGUAGAAGAAAUAUAUAUGGGAUGAGGGCCAAUUUGCUGUGUGCAACAUACCUAUUUUUCUUCCUUAAUGUAAAUUAACCUGGAAGUCUGAGAUGCCUCCCAUUCUAGGAAGAAACAUUGCAGAUACAUUGAUCUAACACCCGAAACAUGGCUGGGGCUAAGUGUUAGUUUCUAGGAAUGCCUUGCUCUUAAAUGUUUCAAACAGUUUUAGAUACAGUGCCCAAGGCAGAGGGCUACAUAACCCCGACUUUUAUAACUUCAUUCCUUUACAUUUGGAAGACUUACAGACUCAGGAAUCUGGAGCCUUUAUAGGAGUCAAAGGAGAGAUGAUUUAACUCUUGCUGAUUGUCACAGAGAAUAGGAAACAAUUGCAAUUUCAGAUCUUGAACCCUUAUACUUGAGGCCUUUAUAUUCAUAUUAAAUGGCCUGUGGAUUCCAUGCAGAGCUAAACAGAUUGUUUCCUUUUUUUUUAGAGAAAGAGUGCACACAUGGGGUGGGGGGGGGAGCGGAAGGCGGGCAGAGCGAGACGGAAAGAAAGAGUCUCAAGCAGGUUACGGGCAACGUGAAGCCCAAUGUGGGGCUUGAUCUCACAACCCCAAGAUCCUGACCUGAGCCAGAGUCAAGAGUUGGAGGCUUAACUGACUGAGCCACGCAGGCGCCCCAACAGAUUAUUUUCUUAUUCAUGAAUGUCUUUUCUUCUUUAUCUUCCCUUUGUCCACUAUAAUUUGAAAUUAGAGGGGCGCCUGGGUGGCUCAGAUGUUUAAGUGUCUGCCUUUGGCUCAGGUUGUGGUCUCCAGGUCCUGUGAUUGAGCCCCACAUUGGGCUCCCGGCUCAGCAGAAAGUCUGUUUUUCCCUCUGCCUCUCCCCCUGCUUGUGCUCUCUCUGUCUCUCUCAAAUGAAUAAAUAAAAUCUUUUUAAAAAUUUAAAAAAUAUAUAAAUAAAGAAAGAAAGAAAUUAGAGGGAGGAAAACUAUUUUGUUAGCACAUAAUUAGAGACCUCCUAGAGACUGGUAAACUUACAAGUUGGGAACUGAUACAGGGCAACUCCUUGCUGGCUUCCAAGUGAUGAUUGCUUCUGGGGUAGUUUCCUUAGGGAUUAGUCUAACUCAGGUUCAUAUGGGUUAUCUGGCUGGAUAGAACUGGGAAGUUUGGUGGGAAGGGCAGAGUGGUGAACAUUUAGCUGAGAUCUCCAACAUCUUUACAAUUUCUAAGCUAAUGAGUUGGGAGCAGGAAGAAAGAAUAACUCUGGCCUUAAAAAUUCAUUUUCCCUCAAAGUUCCUACUGCCAGUUCUCUGAAAAGCUGGGAAACAUGGAAAAUCCAGAAUGGCAUUUUGUCCCUGUUGCUGUAGCUCCUGGACUUUUCCUUAACAUUGUUCUAAUUUAUAAGAAAAGGGAAUUACUCUAGGUAGGAGAUGUGGAGAUGGCUAUAAAUUAAAUAGCUUCCUUAGCUUAUUAUAAAUUUUAGUUGUCAGCAUUUGCAACUGUUGAGCAAGUGCUUAUUAGAUGUUUUCUUUGAGCAGUACUCUCUCUGGUCCAUUAGUUCUCAAGUUUGAAGGAAGUUUUCUAGGGAAGAAUUUGUUUUUUUCCCCAACAGCUCUCACUUUGGUUUAAUAGCUAAUAGAAAAAAUUCCUUGUUUUUGUCUUUGUGUUCCACAUUUGUGUGUGUGUGUGUGUGUGAGAGUAUGUGUGUGUGUGUGUUCAUAUAUGCACUAGAGGAAGAAAGGGAUGUGGUGGCUCCUGGGGUAAAGUUAGCAGGUAUAGCAGAGGGCUGGAGCCUCAGUCCGAUUCUCUCACUGUACAUACCUCAGGCCCUUGUGUUUCCAUAGUUCUCUGCUGAGAACUAGGGGCAUUGUUGGGUUGGCUGCCAACCAGACACCGUGCUAUAUAGUGUGUGGCUAAGGGAUUCACUGGAGGUAAAAGCCUAGUCAUUUCUAAGGAUUGAGGAAAAAAAUGGCUUUGAGGAUAGCUAUUAUCCUCUGUUUCUGUAGUAUAAUUAGUUGAACACAAAUGCAAUUAUCUGUUGCUUUUUAUUUUUAUUUUUUAUUUUUUUAGAAAUUACUGUUACCAAAUUGACUUUUCUCUUGACCUUCUGCAUGCUUCAGUUUCUUUCACUCUGGUAUCCACGUGCUCUUUCCUCAAGGAAUACAAAUGAUAUCAGUCUUAACAAAAACUAAUCGGGAGGGAACCAUAGUUUGUAUGUUUAAACAACAAUAGAAUAGCCUUUUGGGCUUUUGGAAGAGGGAGCUCUUUAGAGUUGGGUGUUAGAGCUGGUCUAGGCAGGCCAGUGACAUCUGUGAAGGAAGACAGAUUUUAGGAGGAGGAACAGGGCUGAUGAAUAAAUAGUAGCAUGAGAGGGAACGCCCUCUUUGGCUUCCGAGGUAGGGAGGUGGGAAGAUAAGAGUGCUGUUCAUCAGAACAAACCAACAGGGAUUUGGGAGUUUGGAGAGCAGACUCUUUUUAAGAGUUUCCAGAAUGAGGGCGCGUGGGUGGCUCAGUUGGUUAAGCGACUGCCUUCGGCUCAGGUCAUGAUCCUGGAGUCCUGGGAUCGAGUCCCACAUCGGGCUCCCAGCUCAGGGGUGAGCCUGCUUCUCCCUCUGACCUUCUCCCCUCUCAUGCUGUUUCUCUCUCUCUCGCUCUCUAAUACAUAAAUAAAUAAAAUCUUAAAAAAAAAAAAGUUUCCAGAAUGAGUCUCAUAUAAGUUCUGAGGCAGGAAGUUGAGAGAACAUAUCACAAGUGGUCACCUUGUGGGGGGAAAUUGUAGCAAACAGUAAUGUCAGUGUCUUAGCACUUAGGCCAGGAACCACAGGGCUCCUCCAAGGGUUUAAAGUAGAAUGUGUAGAAUACGAUGUGUACAACUGGAGAUAUUUUCUAGGAUCCAAGUAGAGCCCUUGUCUUAACCAAAGGACAUGAGGUUUUGAUCUCUCAUACCUGCCAGAUAAGUGGAAUUACAGGCAUUCAGCUCUAAGAUUAUAUACAUAUAAACCUUAUGAAGUUUUGCCAGAUUGCACUUAAUUGGUGUCCACAGAAGUGGAGUCUAUGUUUGUUGCCUUUCCUCUUUCAGCUGGAUAUCUGUGAUUCAUGGGAUGUAGGCUUGUGCUUCUUUACCUUUUCUAAUAAGGUGUACUAUUUUUAAGGUCCAAAAAUUAUUAGACUCCUCACAAGAUGAUAGUUGUAUUUUUAGUA